Molecule: messenger RNA, 723 nt
Organism: Parnassius mnemosyne (clouded apollo)
Lineage: Eukaryota; Metazoa; Arthropoda; Insecta; Lepidoptera; Papilionidae
Source: the annotation of a GenBank genome assembly
AUGACAGACUUGCAGCAAUUAAAUUAUUUAAAUUUACGCUCGGCGUAUUUUAUUUGCUAUUUCCAGUCCGUACUGGUUUACAUAAUGAUUUCUUAUAUUUACUUAUAUUUAGAACAUCUUAAUUCCAUAAACUCUAAAAUUCAAUUUACUAUGGAGUUAGAGGCAAAUAAUUCUUUAGCUUUCCUAGAUGUGUUAGUCAUUCGAAAUCCUAAUAACACCGUAGGUCACACUGUGUAUAGAAAAAAGACCCAUACAAACCGAUACUUAAACGGUGAAUCCCACCAUCACCCUUCACAGUUAGCUACCGUGGGCAAAUCUUUGUUGCAGAGAGCACGAGGGAUCUGUGACAGCAAACACCUGGCCGCCGAGCUUCAGCACGUCAAGCAGGUUCUGCACGACAACAAGCUUCGGGUUCCGCGCCUACGUCACAGUGACCGAGUGAAGCCGGCCACAGUCGAGCGUGUGCCUGCUGUACUACCAUAUGUCAGAGGUGUCACAGACAAGAUUGGCUACAUCUUGAAGCGAGCUUCUAUUAGAACAUUCUUCAAGCCGCCGAAGAAGAUUAGUCAGUUCUUACCAUCCGUCAAGUGCAAUAUUCCUCUACAAGAUGCAGGAGUAUACAAGCUUGAUUGUGAGUGUGGUCUCUCAUAUAUAGGGCAAACAAAACGAUCAAUAAAAACCCGCGUAAAAGAACACAUAGCUGACGUGAAGCACCAACGUUAA